Molecule: messenger RNA, 2337 nt
Organism: Closterium sp. Yama58-4
Lineage: Eukaryota; Viridiplantae; Streptophyta; Zygnematophyceae; Desmidiales; Closteriaceae
Source: the annotation of a GenBank genome assembly
AUGUCGUCAACGUCGUCGUCCGUGCGACGGUACCAUCCGAAACACGGAGACGACGAUAUCGGGUACGAAGACGGGGAGAGGCGGCCCCGGCGCAGGGCGGUCGGGGACGACGAUGAUAUGGGCAGGCGCGGGGGGAGCAUGCGCGAGCGGGGGGAUGGCGGGUUUGAACACACUCCCCGCACGCCCCCCCCGCGCAUGCGCUCAAGAUACGCGGAUGAGGGCGGGCCAAUGCGGUCUCCGCUUAGGCGGAGGCCCGCGGGGGAAAGAGAUCUGCACCGCCCGCCGUCCCGCCAGAGCUCUCACGCCUCGGAUGCGGGGGACCCUGGCUCCGCGUUCUUCCCGCGCCCGCCCUCGCGGAGCAGCGGAGCGGGGGGGGAUAUGCCCGCGCCCAGCCCCUCGGGAAGGCUGCGAAGCGCAGCGAGCAGGCGGGGUGCGGCGGAACACGGGGAAGCGGGGGCGCGUCCGCGGACGCCGACGGGGAUGGAGAUGGCGGGACGGAUGGGGUUUGCGGGGGAGGGGCUUAGCCGCCCGAAAACUGCGGAUGUGCAUGGGCGGAGGGCGGGGGUCCCCCGGUCCGCGUCGACCACUGAGGGAACUCCGCUGGCGGGCAUGCUUUCCAAGGAGCGGGGGGAAAAGGGGGUUCCCCGCUCCGCGUCCGAAUUGGUGGAUGAGGAGGAGGACGGGGGGGGGUAUGGGGGCCACAGGGGGGCGCGGUACAGUGGCGCAAUGCGGUCGAGAACGGUCGCGGGACCGGGGGAAUACGAUGACGAGGAGGAGGCGGAGGAGGAGGAGGAGCUGCGCGCAAUGGAGGAGAAGGAGCGCAGGCGCAGGCGCGCGGAACGCGCGCGCAGGAUGCGCGAGGACGUCCCCGAGGGGAGCCAAAUGGAGGGCGAGGAUGCGUUUGACGAGGAUUUCGACGAUGAGGAUGGCGGAUAUGGGCGGAUGGGGACCGGGGGCCGGGGGGAGAGGGAGCCACGGAGGGGGUACAGGCGGCGGGAGGAGGAUAUCAUGAGGGAAGAGCACAGACGAUUAGCGUUGGAGUUAGAAAGAGAGAGGGAGGAGAGGCGGAAGCUUGCAGAGGAGCUGAAACGGCUUGAGAGGGAGACGAAGGAGAGGGAGGAGAGGAGGCGGAUGGAGAAGGAACGCAGGCGCGCGGAAAAGGAGAAGCUAGUGGCGGAAGUGGCGGCGCUGCAGCUGCCUGCGGGGGCGGACGCGGAGGACGGGGGGACGGGGGAGGGGAGGCGGACUCCGCGCAUGGGCGGAGGGAUGCUUUCCCCUUUCGGCGGAAGGCAGAAAACGCCUGAGCGGGAGCGGAGAGGGGGGAAUCGGCCAAUGACACCUGAGAGGAGACCUGUAACACCUGAGGGUAUGCAGGCUAGACUGACCAGAAAAAAUCGGGAGGUGAUUCGGGCAGCCCGAAAAGAAGCAGCGGCAGGCGGGCAGGCGGAAAAGGCUGGGGAUGGGGGGCAGGCGGCGCUGCAGCAGGUGCUGGUUAACAUCCUGAAGCGGCCUUUUGCGGAUGUCAGGGAGUCUUAUAAGGUGGAUAAGAGCGAGCUGGGGCGGGGCAGGUUUGGGGUGAUCCGAGCCUGUGUGGAUCGGGUGACGGGGGAGAGGCUCGCGUGCAAGACGAUCAGCAAAGGCAUGCUGCAGUGCCAGCAAGACAUAGAGGACGUGCGCAGGGAGGUGGCGGUGAUGGAGAUGCUGCAGGGCCACCCAGACGUGGUCAACCUCCGGAGCACAUUCGAGGAUGCACAGGACGUGCAUCUGGUGAUGGAGCUGUGUGAGGGGGGGGAGCUGUUUGACCGCAUUAAAGCCAAGGGCAAGUUCAGCGAGGCGGAGGGAGCGCGGGUGCUGCGCACGGUGAUGGGCGUGCUGCAGCACUGCCACGACCUGGGGGUCAUGCACCGCGACUUAAAGCCUGAGAAUAUUCUGCUCAACAGCAAGGAGUCGGAUACGGAUCUCAAAGUGAUUGACUUUGGCGUCGAAACCUUUUUCCAAAGAGGCAAGCCGUGCACGGACAUGGCAGGUAGCCCUUAUUAUCUGGCACCAGAAGUGUUGGCGGAAAAAUAUGGUCCAGAAGCCGACAUCUGGAGUGCGGGUGUGGUGCUCUACAUCCUGCUGUGCGGCCUGCCGCCCUUCUGGGGCACCACCAACGAGGCCAUCUUUGAAGCAAUCAAAGAGGCCACACUCAACCUCGUUCGUCCGCCCUGGCCUAGUAUCUCGGAGGAGGCAAAGGACCUUGUGCGCCAGAUGCUCAACCGGAACCCGAAGAAGCGCAUUACGAUUGAAGAGAUUCUAGAGCAUCCUUGGAUCGUGAAGAAUGCAGGCCCACCAUAA